CCUCUCUCUCCUCACGACCACCACAGCAGCAGCAAGUGAGAAGACUUGUAGUCGAGGAGCUGGGGAGCAAGCAAGCAAGAAGAGAGCCGAGAGAGCUAAGCUAGCGCGCGAUGGCGAGGUCUUCCAAGAUGAUGAUGGCGGCGGCGGCUCUACUGGCCCUGGCUCUGGCCGUGGCGACGACCGCCGAGGCGAGGAACAUCAAGACGACGACGACGGCGGCGGCGGCGGAGAAGAAGGCGGACAACGACGCGGUGGUGCAGCCGCAGACCUUCCCGCCCUUCGACCGCCUCGGCGGCGGCGCGUCCCCGGCGUUCGGCGGCCUCCCCGGCACCGGCAGCAGCAUUCCUGGCAGCAGCAUUCCCGGGUUCAGCCUGCCCGGGAGCAGCGGCGGCAGCAGCAUGCCUGGGUUCCUGCCCGGCAGCGGCAGCAUCGGCAGCAUGCCCCUCUUCGGCGGCGGCUCCCCGUUCAGCGGCUUCGGCGGCAUGCCCGGCUCCCCCACCGCCGGCUCCGUCCCCGAGCACGCCAACAAGCCCUGAACUCCGUCAGUCGCCGGCGUGGUAGUAGAGUGAUGCUACUAUAGUACGUCGUCGUCGUCGUCGUCAUCGUGCGUGCGUGCGUGCAUGCAUGCGUGGUUGGUUGGUUGCAUUGGUUUCCCCUAGCUACAUACGAGCAGUUCUUGUGUUCUAGCUAGCUAUAGCUCGUGUUCUAGUACUGCUUUUAGUUACCUGCAUGCAUUAUUGGAGAGCUGGAUGUGUUCCAUUUGUUGUUUGCUUCAUUAUUAGUUCUGUCUAUGUGAGACAUAUGGUGUUUAGCUGUUGGUGAUGACUGGUUGUAGUAGUGGUGGUGAUGUUCUUGAGGCAUGAAUAAUGCUACAUGUGAUGUGAUGUUUGUUGAAUUGUUGUGGUAAACCUGUUGUGCAUGC
This is a messenger RNA of Sorghum bicolor (sorghum), 922 nucleotides long. RefSeq names its product MFS18 protein. The transcript has a single exon. The record is from RefSeq and is a predicted model, not a curated record. Bases 111 to 536 code for a protein of 141 amino acids. Lineage: Eukaryota; Viridiplantae; Streptophyta; Magnoliopsida; Poales; Poaceae.